AUGGUGAAAUUCCGUUACGAAGUAUGUCUUUUCUAUAUUUUUAAAAGUCUCGGUACGAUACCAAUGAAUUGCGAUUUCAAUCAAAUUGGAAAAAGCAAAAAUGUUUCUAAUAGACCAUUCACGUACUCUAAAUUUGGUAUAAUUUACAACAUACUACUAAUCAUUAUCAUAACCAUCAGCUCGUACUUGAUUAUGCAAGUAAACUAUUUUUACGCCAUAAACGAUAGGUACUACUCUGAGAGACUGAACGAUUCCGUCUACCAAAUCAUAUUAGCCUACUCAGCUGUGUUUAUCUUGGUUGUAUAUAGUGUUUACCAGAGAACGUUUUUGGAGAUCGGUAACACGUUUGGCGAUAUCAGAGUCUGGUUCUCGAUUCGAGGUAUUAACAUGUUUGAGUAUUGGAUGCACGAUGUAAAAAAAAUUUUUUCCAUAAAUUUAUUUUUAAUGGUAAUAUGGAUUGCAACAAUGCCCGUUAUUUGGUCUAUGUACCUAGAGUACUUUAUUGCCUUAAGUAUUAGCAACUUUGUUAUCAAUUUUGUCGCGAUACAGUACAGUCUUGUUCUGAAAUUAAUUCAGAGAUUAUUUGAGUGUAUUAAUAUGGAUUUGCUAAUGCUCGUCAAACCGAACGUUUCUGUAAACAGCAAAAUCCAAUUCAGAGUCAAUAAUUUACAAGAACGAUAUAUUUUCGCGGGAAAAUUAUCGCAAGAUCUGUCAAGCUUUUAUUCACCUCUUAUACUCGUUUGCAUUAUUUCUUCUUUUCUUACUUGUAUACUUUCUUUGUAUUAUCUGGUUAAACCCGUCAUUGUAAGGCAUAAUGAUUUACCGACCAUAGUUCUUGUAAAUUGUGGUGUUCAACUAAUCUGUUCAGGAUUUCUCUUGAUCAUCAUAGCAAAGACUGCAGGUGAUGCCGUCGUAGAAAGCAAGAGAACUGCUGAAAUUAUUUGUGAAAAUAUGAGAAAUUUUAGUCAUUUACAACUUAUCAAUCAUAUGGUAAAAGUAUUGAAGUUCUACAGAUUCUUGAAAAGAAAAUAG
Molecule: messenger RNA, 1032 nt
Organism: Copidosoma floridanum
Lineage: Eukaryota; Metazoa; Arthropoda; Insecta; Hymenoptera; Encyrtidae
Source: RefSeq, a predicted model, not a curated record